This is a messenger RNA of Xenopus tropicalis (tropical clawed frog), 1424 nucleotides long. RefSeq lists its product as uncharacterized. The transcript has 2 exons. The record is from RefSeq and is a predicted model, not a curated record. NCBI's taxonomy places the organism in Eukaryota, Metazoa, Chordata, Amphibia, Anura, Pipidae. Bases 23 to 1234 code for a protein of 403 amino acids.
GGCUCAAGGCGUUCCUUUCACCAUGCUGUCCAGAUUCGCCAGCACUGCUGCUUCCAGGGAGCUGACCACUGAAGAAAUGCUGCGGUGGAUCCUGCAGGGAGAAAGAAAAGAUGCAGUUGCCCAAUUAUAUCAGCAGCUCCGGAGAGAGAGCGAUGAAACAGAGGAGAAUCAGGCCUGCACAUCUGAAGAAGUGGAGGGCAGCAUUACAGACUCAGCGCCAGCUACCCGCCCAGCAAAAAAGAAAAGAGGAGCAGCAACUGGCAGCAAACCUGUCACGCGGGCUGCCACCAAGCUAAGAAAGCGUGCAGUGUCCGUCGCUGGGAGGAAGGGAAAAGCGGUCCAGCAGCCAGAGCAACAAGGGCAACAAGUACAGCCAGAGCGGCCAGAGCAGACGGCGCAUCCUGUAAACUGGCCGUCAACAUCACCUCCACGUCUAGCUAUGGGAGGUGAUGUCGGCGCAGUGCGCAUGCGCACUCAAUCAGUGGAGCCGAAAUUAAAAGGCACAGGAUCCUCAUCUCUGGACUGCACCGCACCUUCCACAUCUUCCCAAUGGCCACCACAAGAGGGCGCUGGAGUGCUAGCAAGGGGACAAGCAGGAGCGUCGGGGCCACUUCAAGAGUCAAACACCUUGCAAGAAUUGGAACAAAGGAUCGUUGUAUUCAUAUUGGGACAUUCCUUCAUUUAUGCAGCACAGAGGAGAGCCCUAGACAGAAGCUAUGGCAUCAAUCUUGGUUUUAACAAAGAAGAGGUUAUCAUUCACUGGAUGGGGAUCAGGGGGGCCAGGUGGUCUGAUUUAAUUCCAAUUUUGUCUCAAAUGUUGUCAAAACAUGGAGCACCUAAUUUAGUUCUUAUUCAUUUGGGGGGCAAUGAUUUAGGCAAGUUUAAAGCAAUCGAACUUAUUAGAGCUAUUAGAAAGGAUCUAGCCCUUGCACAUUUUCAUUUACCUGGUAUUUUAUUUCUGUGGUCUGAAAUGGUGUCACGCAGAGUUUGGACCUUAACAAAAGAGAAAAAACCAUUAGAAAGAUGCAGAAAGAAGGUAAAUUUCGCAAUUGCUAAGUUUAUGAAGUCUCUGAACAUGUUAUCGUACAGGCAUAUUGAUCUGGAGGGAGGUGGAGAUGGCUUGUAUGGUAUGGACAACGUGCACUUAUCUAAAAUCGGUUAUGACAUUUUCAACAUGGGAUUGCAGAAUGCAAUUGAUAUGGCUUUGGUGAAGUGGAGGGGAGGCCUAAGCUGAAUUAGGGUUAAAUUCAGCUUUGGCAUGGAGGGGUUUUGUUAUCAAAAGGAAUGUGAUGGUUAAAUGAAAUUUUAUGCACUAUAAUUGAUUUCAAUAAGUUAGGCGGCUUGUGAAGGUGAACAAGCUGGCUAGGUUCCUGGUGGAUGUGCAUUUAAUACUUAAUAAAAAGCUGCGGCCUUUCUCCACUUCA